Molecule: messenger RNA, 7408 nt
Organism: Mugil cephalus (flathead mullet)
Lineage: Eukaryota; Metazoa; Chordata; Actinopteri; Mugiliformes; Mugilidae
Gene: pi4kab
Product: phosphatidylinositol 4-kinase, catalytic, alpha b
Exons: 55
Coding region: 69-6377 (2102 amino acids)
Biological process (GO): phosphatidylinositol phosphate biosynthetic process; phosphatidylinositol-mediated signaling
Cellular component (GO): cytoplasm; plasma membrane
Molecular function (GO): 1-phosphatidylinositol 4-kinase activity
Source: RefSeq, a predicted model, not a curated record
UAGCUGUCGCUGCUCGUCUGUUUCCUCCUCUGGUUGCUGAAUUGCGCUGGUUUCAUGGAGAGGUAAACAUGUCUGUAAUGGGAGGUGGUACGAGGGGUUUUUAUUUCAACACAGUGCUGUCGCUGGCCCGCUCUUUAGCCGCCCACCGCCCCGCGCCGGUCGAAAAGGUCCAGAAACUACAAUGUAUGUGUCCAGUGGAAACGCGCGGUGUGUUCACUCUGGAUGUGCGGCGCAGAGAUGCUGUUAUUGCCCUGGCUGUGUUCCUGGUGGAAUCUGGUUUACAGCACAAAGACAUACUUGUACCCUACUUGCUGAGCCUAUUGAAAGGGCUACCCCGGGUCCAAUGGAUCGAAGAGAGCUUGGGAAAGAAAGGAAAGGAAUUUCUCCCAGUUGCAGAAAACUUCAGCUUCUGUCUAGUGACUCUCUUGGCAGAUGUGGCUCAGAGGGACCUAGACUCCCGACAAGAGAUUUUAAACACUAUAAUGGAGGUCAUGGAGGCGCUACAGGAGAUCUGCCAAACACCAGACAACCACGACAAAGUCUUCCUGUGCAGGUACAUUGUCCCCAGCCUGCUUGGCGUGACUCGAGCUUUUGGCCGCUACAGCGUCACAGACGAAGCCCUGUUGUCCAAGUUGUUCCCCAAAGAUUCGCCCCAGGCUCGCUGCGUCACUGAGGAAACCGAGGGCGUGCGCCGCAGAUCCUUCAACGAUUUCCGCUCUAUUCUUCCAUCCUCGCUGCUCACAGUGUGCCAGAGCGACACUCUGCGCCGACGCACCGGGACCAACCUGGAUUCCUCCUCACAGCUCUGUACAGAUUCAGGGGGCCACUCACCCUGCUCUCCUACAACCCCAGGUCCACAAUACUUUGAAGGUGCCUAUCUUCCAGACAGCAGCUCAGUCGACCCAGACUACUAUUUCUCCACAGUCAGCUCCAGCUUCUCAAUGUCACCCCUCUUCAUGGUGGUGGGGGAGAACGAGAUCGAGGUGCCCGUGGAUGUGCUCCGACAGCUCCUUGGCAUGGUGAAGAAGUUUGUCACUGAAUCUUUUCUGAAAACUCUGGACGCCACUGUGUCAGAAGUCGCAGAGUCUAAUCCUGGAAUCAACCUCUGCUACAAAACCUUCAGUGACCCUCUCUAUGUGUGUGUGUUCAAAAUGCUGCGGGACACACUAUACUACAUGAAAGACUUGCAGCCGACAUUUGUUCGCGAGGUGCACGACUUUGUCCUGGAGCAGUUCAGCAGCAGUCAGUCGGAGCUGCAGCGGAUACUCAAUGACUCGGGGGGGUUACCGGGGGAACAGAGCCCCCUCAAGCUCCGUUGCCAAGCCAACGCUGCCUGCGUGGACCUCAUGGUGUGGGCCGUCAAAGACGAGCAAGGAGCUGAGAACUUGUGCACCAAACUGUCGGAAAAGCUGCAGUCGAAAACUUCUAGUAAAGUCAUCAUUGCUCACAUGCCCCUGCUCAUCUGUUGCCUGCAGGGUCUGGGACGUCUGUGUGAGAGGUUUCCAGUAGUUGCUCAUUCUGCCACAACCUCUCUCAGGGAUUUCCUGGUGGUUCCUUCCCCUGUUCUCAUAAAACUCUACAAGUAUCACAGUCAGUACAGCACAGGCACAGGAGAAAUUAGGAUAAAUGUGACCAACGAGCAUUCGCAGUCCACCUUCAACAUACUCUCCAACCGUAAAGACCAGCCGUCCAUGUACGAGCAGCUCAGAGACAUCUCCAUUGACAACAUCUGCAGGUGUCUGAAAGCUGGUUUGACCAUGGACAACGUGAUCGUAGAGGCCUUCCUGGCCAGUCUCUCCAACCGCCUGUACAUUUCCCAGGAGAAUGACAAGGACGCUCAUCUAAUUCCGGAUCACACCAUUCGAGCACUGGGCCACAUUGCAGUAGCUCUGAGGGACACUCCUAAAGUCAUGGAGCACAUCUUGCAAAUCCUUCAGCAGAAGUUUUGCCAGCCUCCGUCCCAGCUGGAUGUCCUCAUUAUAGACCAGCUUGGCUGUAUGGUCAUUACAGGAAAUCAAUACAUCUAUCAGGAGGUGUGGAAUCUGUUCCAGCAGAUCAGCGUGAAAGCCAGUUCAGUGGUCUACUCGGCCACUAAAGACUACAGAGAUCACGGUUACAGGCACUGCUCUCUGGCCGUGAUAAAUGCUCUGGCCAACAUCGCGGCCAACCUGCAGGGGGAGCAGCUGGUGGACGAACUGAUGGUGAACCUUUUGGAACUGUUUGUCCAGCUUGGCCUGGAGGGAAAGAGAGCCAGCGAGAGGGCCUCAGACAAGGGUACAGCUCUGAAGGCAUCGAGUAGCGCUGGGAAUCUCGGAGUCCUCAUUCCAGUGAUUGCCGUGCUGACCAGGCGGCUUCCGCCAAUCAAAGAAGCCAAGCCCCGCCUCCAGAAGCUGUUCAGGGAUUUCUGGUUGUACUCUGUGGUCAUGGGUUUCGCUGUGGAAGGCUCAGGGCUUUGGCCAGAAGAGUGGUAUGAAGGUGUGUGUGAAAUUGCCACCAAGUCUCCUCUUCUCACCUUCCCAAGUGGAGAACCUCUUCGCUCUGAGCUACAGUACAACUCGGCUCUGAAGAAUGACACAGUGACACCGGCUGAGUUGAGUGAACUGCGGGCGACCAUCAGCAACCUCCUUGACCCACCUCCCGAAGGAUCUGCCCUCAUUAACAAGCUAGACUUUGCCAUGUCCACGUACCUCCUCUCAGUCUACCGAUUAGAAUACAUGAGGAUGCUGCGAUCCAAUGAUCCUGACAGGUUCCAGGUCAUGUUUCGCUACUUUGAAGACAAAGCCAUUCAAAAAGACAAAUCUGGAAUGAUGCAGUGCAUUAUUUGUGUUGGUGAUAAGGUAUUUGAUGUCUUCCUCCAGAUGAUGGCUGAGAAGCCAAAGACCAAGGAGCAUGAGGAGGAAUUAGAGCGACAUGCCCAGUUCUUGUUGAUCAACUUUAACCACACUCACAAGAGGAUCCGCAGAGUGGCAGACAAAUACCUCUCUGGUUUGGCUGAGACAUUCCCCCAUCUGCUCUGGAGCGGUCGCGUGUUGAAGACCAUGUUGGAUAUUUUGCAGACGCUCUCUCUCUCCUUAAGUGCUGACAUUCACAAGGAUCAGCCAUACUAUGAUAUUCCAGACACCCCGUACAGGAUCACUGUUCCUGACACAUAUGAGGCCAGAGAGAGCAUAGUGAAGGACUUUGCCGCUCGCUGUGGUGAGAUCCUGAAAGAGGCGAUGAAAUGGGCCCCUUCAGUCACAAAAUCCCACCUACAGGAGUACCUGAACAAGCAUCAGAACUGGGUGUCAGGACUGUCCCAGCACACUGGCCUUGCCAUGGCCACAGAGAGCAUACUGCACUUUGCAGGCUACAACAGACAGAGCACUACACUAGGCGCUGCUUUCCCUCAGACCACCCAGCUGACAGAGAGACCGGCUUGUGUAAAGAAGGACUACUCCAACUUUAUGGCAUCACUCAACUUGCGAAACCGGUACACGGGAGAGGUGGCUGGUAUGAUGCAGUUCUCAGAGGCAACUCACAGUCAGUCAGACCUCAACAAGCUGAUGAUCCAUCAGAUGACCAUUGCUUUGGACAGAAAAGACCCGGAGGCGUUCACCCAGGCCAUGUUCAAGAUGGCCGCCCUGCUUAUAACUAUCAAAAACUGCGAUCCACUUCUCCUGCACCACCUGUGUUGGUCUCCUCUGAAGAUGUUUACAGAGCAUGGCAUGGAAACCGCUAUAGCCUGCUGGGAAUGGCUCCUGGCAGCACACAAUGGGGUGGAAGUGCCUUUCAUGCGUGAGAUGGCGGGAGCUUGGCAGAUGACAGUAGAGCUGAAGAUGGGCUUGUUUUCCGAGGCGAAGGUUGAGACCGGCCCGUUGGCCGUCUCAGAGGAGAGUCCGCCUGCACCCUGCGCCCCUGAUGUCGUCCCUCACUUUCUCUGGAUAGAGUUUCUGGUGCAGAGGUUUGAGAUAGCCAAGUACAGCAGUGCCGACCAGGUGGAGAUUUUCACCACCAUUUUGCAGAGGUCUUUGUCUUUGAGUGUUGGAGGAUCCAAAAGCAGCCUCAAUCGGCAUGUCGCUGCCAUUGGACCAAGAUUCAGACUGCUGACUCUGGGUCUGACCCUUCUCCAUGCCGAUGUGGUGACCAACGCCACCAUAAGGAACGUGCUUCGAGAAAAGAUCUACUCCACGGCCUUUGACUACUUUAGUGUCACUCCCAAAUUUCCCACUCAGACGGAUAAGAGGCUGAGAGAAGACAUCAGUAUAAUGAUCAAGUUCUACGCCAGUCUGCAGUCUGACAAGAAGUAUCUGGCCGCCAACCAGCUGGUUCCCCCAGAUCCCCAGGACAUGUCAGUCAACAGUCUGUCCGUGAUGGCGGUGACAGACAGCCGGAACAGUCUUGAUGCAGCUGUGGGCCAGAGGCAGCAGGUAACUCAGGGCUGGAUCAACACCUACCCUCUGUCUUCAGGGAUGUCCACGAUAUCAAAGAAGUCAGGACUGUCUAAAAAGAGCAACAGAGGCUCUCAGCUGCACAAAUAUUACAUGAAGCGCAGGACUCUACUCCUGGCGUUGCUGGCCAGUGAGAUCGAGCGUCUGACGACAUGGUACAACCCGCUGUCCACUCAGGAGCUUGCUAUUGCUACAGAGCAGUCGGUGGAGACCAGCAUUGCUAACUGGAGGUCCAAAUACAUCAGUCUGACAGAAAAACAGUGGAAGGACAACGUCAACCUGGCCUGGAGCAUAGCGCCUUACCUAGCCCUGCAGCUGCCUGCCAGAUUCAAAAACACAGAGGCCAUCGUCUCUGAAGUGACUCGUCUGGUGCGAAUGGAUCCGGCUGCUGUCUGCGACGUUCCUGAAGCAGUCAAGUUCCUGGUGACGUGGCACACGAUUGAUGCCGACUCUCCAGAGCUGAGUCACAUCCUGUGCUGGGCUCCGGCUGAUCCCCCGACUGGGCUGUCCUACUUCUCUUCCAUGUACCCUCCUCACCCGCUCACCGCCCAGUAUGGGGUCAAAGUACUCCGCUCAUUUCCUCCUGAUGCCAUCUUAUUUUACAUUCCUCAGAUCGUCCAAGCACUUCGAUACGACAAGAUGGGCUACGUAAGGGAGUACAUCCUGUGGGCUGCUCAGAAGUCUCAGCUGCUGGCGCACCAGUUCAUCUGGAACAUGAAGACCAACAUAUACUUGGAUGAGGAAGGACACCAGAAAGACCCGGACAUAGGCGAACUGCUGGAGCAGAUGGUGGAGGAGAUCACGGGCUCUCUGUCCGGCCCAGCCAAAGACUUUUACCAGAGAGAGUUUGACUUCUUCGACGAGAUCACCAAAGUGUCAGCCACUAUCAAACCCUUUCCCAAAGGGGAGGAGAGGAAGAGGGCCUGUCUGGAAGCCAUGUCACGGAUCAAAGUCCAGCCUGGCUGUUAUCUUCCCAGUAACCCUGAAGCCAUUGUUUUGGAUAUAGACUACAAGUCUGGAACCCCCAUGCAGAGUGCUGCCAAAGCUCCCUACCUGGCCAAGUUCAAAGUCAGGAGGUGUGGAGUCAGUGAGCUGGAAAAAGAAGGUCUGCAGUGUCGCUCAGAUUCUCUCGAUGAGGAGAAGAGUGAAGAGGAGGGGAAGAGGAUCUGCUGGCAGGCGGCCAUCUUUAAAGUCGGAGAUGACUGCAGACAGGAUAUGCUGGCGCUUCAGAUCAUCAGCCUGUUUAAGAACAUCUUCCAGCUGGUGGGCCUGGAUCUCUAUGUGUUUCCCUACAGAGUGGUGGCCACAGAUCCGGGAUGUGGAGUGAUUGAAUGCAUCCCCGACUGCAAGUCCCGUGACCAACUGGGCCGGCAGACAGACUUCGGCAUGUACGACUACUUCAGGAACCAGUAUGGAGAUGAAUCUACGCUGGCGUUCCAGAAGGCAAGGUACAACUUCAUCCGCAGUAUGGCAGCUUACAGCCUGCUCCUCUUCCUGCUGCAAAUCAAAGACAGGCACAACGGCAACAUCAUGCUGGACAGCCAGGGGCACCUCAUCCACAUUGACUUCGGGUUCAUGUUCGAAAGUUCUCCCGGUGGGAACCUCGGCUGGGAGCCGGACAUCAAGCUAACGGAUGAGAUGGUGAUGAUCAUGGGUGGGAAGAUGGAGGCGACGCCCUUCAAGUGGUUCAUGGAGAUGUGUGUGAGGGGAUACUUGGCUGUCAGGCCCUACAUGGACGGAGUGGUCUCCCUAGUCAACCUCAUGCUGGACACUGGGCUUCCCUGCUUCAGAGGACAGACCAUCAAACUGCUCAAGCAGCGAUUCAACCCGGGUUUGAGCGAAAAAGACGCAGCUUCCUUCAUCAUCAAAGUCAUCCAGAACUGCUUCCUCAGCAACAGGAGUAGAACCUACGACAUGAUCCAGUACUACCAAAAUCAGAUCCCAUACUAAACGUUUGUGCCUAAAGCAUGUGCAUAUAUUGGCUGGUACGUAGCGUGUGCGUGGCCGAGUUUGCGUGUGUGCCUUUUGUUAAUGUUCACCAUUGAAGAUUGUCGCUCACUGUUGAUUGUUGGAUGUCGUCCUUUGUGUUUGCCUUGGCUUCUCGUUUCCUUCCAAAACCAGUUUUCUUUAUAUUAGUUGUCUUUUAUUUAUUUAUAUGUUGAAAUCGGUGUUAUUAUUAUGAAUUGCUUUACUAUUGCACUAGCAUCUUGACUUCUCUAGAGAAAUAAAACUCUCGGUGAUCUGCACGUUCAGUUAAUACGUUGCCGGAGUUUGUGCCAAUUUUAAAUGAUUUGUAAUUUGUCCGUGAAUGUGGAUUCCGUUGAUUUUAGAUGGGGUUUGGAUUGUUAUCGGAUACUUGAAGUCGCUGAAAUAGAUACUGGGUUAAAUUCUGACCAAUGUGGCCUAUUCUGUCACCCUGUACUUGACUGUAAUACUGUGCUGUCUUUUUAAUGGACCAGUCAGAGCUCCUUGAUCUGUGGCAUGGUACUCGUCUUGUAUUUAGCCGUGAGACUUUAACUGUAUAGACAUGGGCUGAGCUGUCUGUAUUUUUUGGGGUUUGUCAUUUUUUCCAGUUUGAGUGGGAAAAGUCAUGCACAAAGGUUCUGGCAAACAAAUUUGUUUUUGUAUAUUUAGCAUUGCCAAAGGGGGGAGGGAAGAUAACGCACAUAAAUCAACCUUUUCUAUUGUUUGUGGAAGAAGGUAAGGAACAGCUUUAAUGUCGGGCUGUUGCAUGAAGUUUCCUACCAUGUAGCGUGUGUCCAAUGUGGCUUUCGGUGAUACUCACUUUAGGAACUCAAAGUGCUGUGCCCCACGUCAAUAUGGCUAGCGUGAGACUUCAUGUGUUGUUACUGGGUGUAAAGAUUUUGCCUCUCUUUGUAUAUUUCUAUCCAUGGCCCAUUUUCUGUCUCCUUUUCUAUCUUCAUGCCUUUUGAAUGAGAAUGCAUACGAUAUAAAAUCAAAUAAAGAUCUAUUAACUUAAA